AUGUUCUCCAUCGGCCGUCUCCUCGUUCUCGCCCUCCUCGGCGUUUCUCUCUCGGUCAACGCCAUCCCCGUCCCCAGAGCGUCCACGGACGUCAGCGUGCCGGAGGCGCUCACGCGAUCAAUGCAGCACGCGAAGCGGCAGGACGCUGUUGAUGCGGUCCCCAUCGACGGCACGUUCGAGGACGCCGACGGCACCGAUGUCCAGAUCGUCAGCCCGGACGACCUUGAGAGCGUCGACGCGACAGAGGUCGAGUUUGUCGACGAGGACGACGAGGACGAAGACGUUCAGUUCAUCGACGCGGACGACCUUGUGGCCGCGAAGCGGCAGGACGUCGUCGACGCGGUCCCCAUCGACGGCACGUCUGAGGACGCCGAUGGUACCGACGUCCAGAUGAUCAACCCGGACGACCUUGAGGUUGUCGACGCGGAGGAGGUUGAGGACGACGAGGACGAUGAGGAUGAUGAGGACGACGAGGACGUUCAGUUCAUCGACCCGGAGGACCUUGUGGCCACCAAGAGGCAGGACGUUGUUGAUGCGGUUCCCGUCGACGGUACGUUCGAGGACGCCGACGGCACCGACGUUCAGGUCAUCAACCCGGACGACCUUGAGGUCGUCGACGCGGAGGAAGUUGAGUCUGUAGAAGGGGAGGACGACGACGUUCAGUUCAUCGACGCUGACGACCUUGAGGAGGUCGACGCGUAA
Molecule: messenger RNA, 702 nt
Organism: Epithele typhae
Lineage: Eukaryota; Fungi; Basidiomycota; Agaricomycetes; Polyporales; Epitheliaceae
Exons: 17
Coding region: 1-702 (233 amino acids)
Source: RefSeq, a predicted model, not a curated record